GGGAACAGAAGUAGAAAUAUUAGUAACUCGUUUUAUUUUUUCUCUGAAUAUUUUACUUCAUUAAAGGCGUGACUUUUGUUAAUUAAAUUCCUUCUGAUAUCUUUUGCAAUAAAAUUAAUAUGACUACAUUAAGACCGUUUACUUGCAAUGAUAUGUUUAAUUUUAAUAAUGUAAAUUUAGAUCCACUAACAGAAACAUAUGGACUUUCAUUCUACAUGCAAUAUCUAGCGCAUUGGCCAGAGUAUUUUCAAGUUGCUGAGUCCCCAAACGGAGAAAUAAUGGGAUAUAUAAUGGGCAAAGCAGAAGGUCAUGGAGAAAAUUGGCAUGGACAUGUCACAGCCCUAACUGUUUCCCCAGAUUUUCGUAGACUUGGCUUAGCAGCUAAAUUAAUGAAUUUCUUAGAAGAUGUAUCAGAAAGAAAAAAUACAUAUUUUGUUGACCUGUUUGUUCGAGUUAGUAAUGAAGUAGCAAUAAAUAUGUAUAAGAAUCUUGGAUACAUUGUUUACCGUACUGUCUUAGAAUAUUAUUCUGGGGAUCCGGAGGAAAAUGCAUAUGACAUGAGAAAAUCUUGUACACGAGAUAUCACUAAAAAAUCAAUGAUACCAUUAACUACACCAGUAAGGCCAGAAGAUGUUGAUUGAAGAUGAAGAUGUUGAGACAAAUGUUUAAUAAGUAAAUUGAUAACUGACUUAUCGGUCAAUCAAUUACGAAAUUUAUGAUUAUUUUAUAUAAAAGUAACUAUUCUCUUAAUCUGAAGUUUCUUUUUCUGAUGUUAUUUU
Ctenocephalides felis (cat flea) is the source of this 779-nucleotide messenger RNA. RefSeq names its product N-alpha-acetyltransferase 20-like. Gene Ontology annotation, biological process: N-terminal peptidyl-methionine acetylation. Gene Ontology annotation, cellular component: NatB complex. Gene Ontology annotation, molecular function: protein-N-terminal amino-acid acetyltransferase activity. Bases 120 to 641 code for a protein of 173 amino acids. The transcript has 5 exons. The record is from RefSeq and is a predicted model, not a curated record. NCBI's taxonomy places the organism in Eukaryota, Metazoa, Arthropoda, Insecta, Siphonaptera, Pulicidae.